This is a messenger RNA of Setaria italica (foxtail millet), 1739 nucleotides long. Its product is annotated as 3-oxoacyl-[acyl-carrier-protein] synthase III, chloroplastic. NCBI's taxonomy places the organism in Eukaryota, Viridiplantae, Streptophyta, Magnoliopsida, Poales, Poaceae. Bases 77 to 1282 code for a protein of 401 amino acids. The record is from RefSeq and is a predicted model, not a curated record. The transcript has 8 exons. Gene Ontology annotation, cellular component: chloroplast. Gene Ontology annotation, biological process: fatty acid biosynthetic process. Gene Ontology annotation, molecular function: 3-oxoacyl-[acyl-carrier-protein] synthase activity.
UCCUCCCUCCACCGCCGCCGCAUCUCUUCCUCGCGCAGCCGCCGCCGCCGCCGCGAGAUCUCCGGCUGCCCGCGCCAUGGUCGCCGCCUCCGGCCUCGCGCUGCCGCGGGCGGCCGCACCCUGCCCGGCGCGCACGCGCGCUGUCCCCCGGGCCGGCUUCCUCCGAUUCGCGCCGCCGGUGGCGCUGCCACCGCAGCAGCUACGGUGCUGCGCGUCCACUGUCGACGAUGGUGUGGUGUCCGCAGAGGCCUCCAAGCCCCGCCUCCCCAGAGUGGUUGGUAUGGGCUCAAAGCUCGUUGGGUGCGGAUCAGCCAUCCCAACACUUAGCAUUUCAAAUGAUAACCUGUCGAAAAUAGUUGAAACAUCAGAUGAAUGGAUUGCAGCUCGGACUGGGAUUCGGAAUAGGCGAGUUCUUUCAGGAGAUGAAACAUUGCGAGGGCUCUCAAUACAGGCGGCACAAAGGGCACUUGAGAUGGCUCAAGUAAAAGCUGAAGAUGUGGACCUUGUUCUCCUUUGUACAUCUACUCCAGAUGAUCUGUUUGGAGGUGCCGCUCAGGUGCUGACGGAAGUGGGGUGCACAAAUGCAUUUGGAUUUGAUAUUACAGCUGCCUGCAGUGGAUUCAUUGUUGGCUUAAUCACAGCUACGCGUUUUAUCAAAGGCGGGGGUAUUCGGAAUGUCCUAGUAGUUGGUGCAGAUGCUCUUUCAAAAUUCGUAGAUUGGACAGACAGAGGUACAUGCAUCCUUUUUGGCGAUGCUGCCGGUGCUGUGUUGGUUCAGGCAUGCAGUGCUGAUGAAGAUGGUUUGCUAGGUUUUUGUGUUCAAAGUGAUGGCAAUGGACAAAAGCACCUAAAUGCUGCAACGUCAAAUGAUGAGUCAAUCUUAUCCAACACCAAUGGUGUUCCUGGAUUUCCACCAAAGAAGGCAACCUACUCAUGCAUUCAAAUGAAUGGAAAGGAAGUUUUCCGCUUUGCUGUGCGAUGCGUGCCGCAGUCCAUUGAGAAGGCUCUCGAAGAAGCUGGUUUGCCUGCCUCCAGUAUCGAUUGGUUGUUGUUACAUCAAGCUAAUCAGCGGAUUAUUGAUGCUGCUGCCAGCCGUUUAGAUAUCCCAUCUGACAAGAUUAUUUCAAAUCUUGCUAAUUACGGCAACACCAGUGCAGCAUCCAUCCCAUUAGCAUUGGAUGAGGCUGUUCGCAGCGGCAAGGUGAAGACCGGUGAUAUUAUUGCGGCUUCAGGUUUUGGAGCUGGACUUACCUGGGGUUCGGCCAUUGUCAAAUGGGGCUAAUUAUUCUCCGUGAAGUCAGUGAACCAUGGCAACACAUCAAAGAUAUUGCUUCAAUGGCUCUGCAUUGGCCUCGGGGGCCUAUGUUUGUUUAGUGGUUCAUUUCCCCCAUUUCUCUGUGCAACCUUUUUCUUUUGCAUCUGUCGGUCUUUCUUGCACAUGAAAAAUUAGUGGCAUUUUGUCUUAUUCAUCAAUUCCUUUGGUUCAUUACACAGCUCAGUUGUCCAUGUGGUUAGCAGAAAGCUUGUAAUGUAGUUCGCAGUAGUUUUGAGUUGUCGAUGGAAAUAUUUGCAUUUUGCAUCGAGAUGACAAUGACGGCACUAAAGAGGAGAGUACACUGUAAAUUUAAUGGGCCUUUUUUGUCGGAAACUUUUACUGAGCUAUGGUUGAUCUUGUGGCCCCAAGCAAUAAGCAUGUACACGGAGAGAUGGACAUAUAAUGUAGGACGAUGCUUGGUAUA